Molecule: messenger RNA, 1658 nt
Organism: Arabidopsis lyrata subsp. lyrata
Lineage: Eukaryota; Viridiplantae; Streptophyta; Magnoliopsida; Brassicales; Brassicaceae
Product: tubulin beta-6 chain
Exons: 4
Coding region: 114-1463 (449 amino acids)
Biological process (GO): microtubule cytoskeleton organization; mitotic cell cycle
Cellular component (GO): microtubule; cytoplasm
Molecular function (GO): GTP binding; structural constituent of cytoskeleton; GTPase activity
Source: RefSeq, a predicted model, not a curated record
UCUUCUUACUCUUUCAUAAAUAAAUCCACCUUCUCUCACUCUCACCCGUCUCACUUCGAUCGACGAUUGUCCCAAUCUCGCCGGGAUUCUCUGCACCGUGAGAUAAAUAGAAGAUGAGAGAAAUCCUUCACAUUCAAGGUGGUCAAUGUGGGAACCAGAUUGGUUCCAAGUUCUGGGAAGUUGUAUGUGAUGAGCAUGGGAUUGAUCCAACUGGUCGUUACGUUGGAAACUCUGAUCUGCAGUUGGAGCGUGUAAAUGUUUACUAUAACGAGGCAUCAUGCGGGAGAUAUGUUCCCCGUGCCAUUCUCAUGGAUCUUGAGCCUGGUACUAUGGACAGUGUCAGAACUGGACCUUAUGGUCAAAUCUUCAGACCCGACAACUUUGUUUUCGGGCAAUCUGGUGCUGGAAACAACUGGGCUAAAGGGCAUUACACUGAAGGGGCUGAGCUUAUUGAUGCUGUACUGGAUGUUGUACGCAAGGAGGCUGAGAAUUGUGACUGUCUUCAAGGUUUCCAAGUAUGCCACUCGCUUGGUGGAGGCACUGGGUCUGGAAUGGGAACUCUGCUCAUAUCCAAGAUCAGGGAAGAGUAUCCCGAUCGAAUGAUGCUCACAUUUUCUGUCUUCCCAUCACCAAAGGUCUCCGACACUGUGGUUGAGCCAUACAAUGCGACACUUUCAGUUCAUCAGCUGGUGGAGAAUGCUGAUGAGUGUAUGGUUUUGGACAAUGAAGCCCUUUACGACAUCUGUUUUAGAACACUGAAGCUUACCACUCCUAGCUUUGGUGAUCUGAAUCAUCUGAUCUCUGCAACUAUGAGUGGAGUUACAUGCUGUCUUAGGUUCCCGGGUCAGCUCAACUCUGAUCUGAGGAAGCUCGCAGUGAACCUUAUCCCUUUCCCUCGUCUCCACUUUUUCAUGGUUGGUUUUGCCCCGCUCACUUCCCGUGGGUCUCAGCAGUACCGUGCACUCACCGUCCCUGAGCUCACCCAACAGAUGUGGGAUUCAAAGAACAUGAUGUGCGCAGCAGACCCGCGCCACGGGCGGUACCUAACAGCCUCGGCCAUGUUCCGUGGCAAGAUGAGCACAAAAGAAGUGGAUGAGCAGAUGAUCAACGUACAGAACAAAAACUCUUCCUACUUUGUGGAAUGGAUUCCAAACAACGUGAAGUCAAGCGUGUGUGACAUAGCGCCUCGAGGUCUCUCAAUGGCAUCAACAUUUAUUGGGAAUUCCACAUCGAUCCAAGAGAUGUUUAGACGGGUGAGCGAACAGUUCACUGCUAUGUUCAGGAGGAAAGCCUUCUUGCAUUGGUACACAGGUGAAGGAAUGGACGAGAUGGAGUUCACUGAAGCUGAGAGCAAUAUGAACGAUCUCGUCUCAGAGUACCAGCAAUACCAAGACGCAACUGCAGAUGACGAAGGUGAGUAUGAAGAAGACGAGGAUGAAGAAGAGAUAUUGGAUCAUGAGUGAGUGAAAACGCUGAUAUUACCGAUUUUUAAAUACCCUCUCAUCUUCUUUUUCGGUAUAUGUUUAUUGAGUUUCAUGUCUUGUUUGUGAUGGUCAGUGUGUAAAAGUGAGGUCGGAUCUAAUUUUUUUGUGUGGUUUUCUUUUAUAAAAUGGAGUCCAUUGUGGGUUUUUAUGCUCUUCCUACUUCAAGUUGUCAAA